Molecule: messenger RNA, 708 nt
Organism: Striga asiatica
Lineage: Eukaryota; Viridiplantae; Streptophyta; Magnoliopsida; Lamiales; Orobanchaceae
Source: the annotation of a GenBank genome assembly
AUGUCUAAGAAAGAAGCUUUCAAGUUUGUGAGUGAGGUUGUUCAAAAUAAAAUCUCAAACAGGAAAAAUGUGUACUUGAGUGAGAAUACUGGUAACUUCUGGUGGGGUAGGAAAGAAGGGGGUGGCAUAGAUUACAUUAAGCGAGGUGGGCUAGUUUUGCUGGCCUUCAAUGAGGCUUUGCUCUUGAAACAACUUUGGAGGGUUCUCACAAAACCAAUCCUUCUUAUGAGCAAGGUUGUGAGGGUUAGAUGUUUUCAUAAAGCUAGGCUUGUGGAGGCUAAAGGAGUUCAAGGAGAUGGAGUUUGCAGGAGUUUUGGAGAGGAGGAAGAAGACAUAGAACACCUAUUCUUCAGCUAUGGAAGACUAGAAAUUUUUGAGUGCUUAAACAAUGCUGGACUAAGGAGAAAAGAGUGGUUGAAAAUGCUAGGGGUGAUUGGUUAUGUGAGGGCAAAAGUAGAAAGUGUGGCGGUGCUGAGGUGUGAGUUAGCUGCUGUGUUUAAAUCUAUAUUGGUGCUUGACAAUGCUGUUUCUAGGAAUUUCUUUGGAGAUUCAGUGGAGGCUUGGCUAAGCUUUAUUGGGAGUUUGGACAUUGGCCUUAGAUGGAAGAAUCUAGUGAAGCUAUUGAACUCUGGACUGCUUAGUGGAACUGCUAGGGAUGUGGUGAGUGCAGAUAUUUUGUCCAUGGCAGUAUCCUUUUCUUCUUUUUGA